UGAACGGUGUGUCUUCUAUUUUAUCCUGGGAUGGUGAUUUAAGAUUCCCCCCGCAAGCAGUGAGGAAUAUUGGACAAUGGGCUGGACUUUCGGGAUUAAAAUCAGCUGAAGUUAUGAAUUCUGUUGAUAGAUACAUGUAUCAAAUACGAGCCUACCGGACUACAGGGGAGUCUCUAUCUCCUGAGUUAAUGGAGAUUAUCUGUGGACUUUUACUCGGAGACCUUCAUGCGGAACGGCGUAGCCCUAAUGGAAACACACGACUUAGAUUUGCUCAAGAUAAAUCCUGUGUAUUCCGUGCUAAGGAUGCACAACUAAGUAAGAGCUUGGACGUGGCUCUGGAUGAACGGUAUCUAGUGGCGUCACACAUGCGAGUCCAAUGA
Messenger RNA from Dentiscutata heterogama, 380 nucleotides. The record is from the annotation of a GenBank genome assembly. NCBI's taxonomy places the organism in Eukaryota, Fungi, Glomeromycota, Glomeromycetes, Diversisporales, Gigasporaceae.